This is a messenger RNA of Lucilia cuprina (Australian sheep blowfly), 543 nucleotides long. RefSeq names its product cuticle protein 10.6-like. Bases 71 to 472 code for a protein of 133 amino acids. Lineage: Eukaryota; Metazoa; Arthropoda; Insecta; Diptera; Calliphoridae. The record is from RefSeq and is a predicted model, not a curated record. The transcript has 2 exons.
AUUUCAAUUUAAUAUCAAACACUUUUUAUCUGUUUCGAUAAACAAAUCAUUUCAACUCAUCUCAUAGAAAAUGUUCAAAUUCGCUGUUGUCAUCUUUGCCGUCAUUGCCUGUGCUGCUGCCAAACCCGGUUUAGUUGCUCCUUUGGCUUACACUGCUCCUGCUGCUGUUGUUACUGCUCCUGCCGGUGUUGUUACUGCUACCAGUAGCCAAUUUAUUGCCCGCAACCACAAUGGUAUUGUCUCUACCCCUGUUGUUGCUCCAGUAGCUGCCCCUGUUGUAGCCAAAACUUUAGCCUACACUGCUCCUGUUGCUGCUGCUGCUUACACCACCCCAGUUGUAGCCAAAUACGCUGCUGCCUACACUCAUCCUUUGGCCUACUCUGCCCCUGUUGUAGCCAAAUAUGCCUCCGCUUACACUCAUCCCUUGGCCUACUCAGCUUUGAGUUAUGCUGCUGCCCCAGUUUUGUUUUAAAAACUGAUUUGUCGGGUAAAAUUAUAAGAUGUUGAUAUGAUUUUAAAGAAAUAAUAAAAAAUAUAUAUUUA